AUGGAAGCGCAGGCGUCGAAGCCUGGAGUGGGAGAGGAGCAGAAAGGGUCAAGAAAUCCCAAUGGGACAGGUCCUUCGAAUCCUAAUAUCCGAGGCCUUGUGGUGAUUGUGCCUGACAGCUCCGUCAAGGAAUCCGACAAGAAGGCAAUUCGAAAAGAUCAGUGUGUGGUAUCAGCCGGUGGCCGGGACACGCAGGUCGACGAGGUUCAGCUGAUGAACCCUAAGACCUACGAGGAGGGUGGUAUCACCCACGAGUGCCGCUCGAUGUGGCUUCUCGGGCAUAACACGUCUUUGUUAUUGGCCUGCGGCAGUGGGCAGCACCCGAACUGUGUGAACUUCGCCAAGGGCUUUAUAGCAAGUUGCGUGAAUAAACUAAUCGCCCUCAAGGAUCCUUUUAAGAUCUACGCCACCAUGGUCUCGUUCAAAGACGGCAAAACAAUCAAAGAUUUGCUUGACGAUAAGAAAAAGUCCUAUGAUGCGCUGCAGGAGGCGAGCUCACCCAUCUACGGCCCCGCGAUUGGUAAUCUUCAAGUUAUGGAAAUCACUGAUGUUGCAGGGUCUGCGAAAGCUAUUGAUAAGUGCAUCUCAACUGGUGCAGAUCCCAAGGAGCUUGUCUGUUGUUUUUUUGUUCUGAAACAAAUAAAGAAGUCAAACGACAGGACAGUUUGCUAUCUUUCUUCACUUAACAUCAGCUUUUCUGGGGAUUGUGGACAGCACUACCUCGAUAUCAAAGACAAAAAGGCGAAUGUUCCUUUCAAUCUUUAUCGUUAUUCUAUUGGUGGUGGCAGUAUGUCUGCAUGCGUUGCUUGCAUUAGCGAAAAAGACGACUCAGUCAUGAGGGUGAUUGAUGCAUGCAACAAAAUGCGGGAAGUAAAGAACUCGCCACCGCGGAGCGGCAACGUUCUGCGCUUUGUAGAAUUCACUCGAGGUGAGGUUGGGAAGUGCAAGGAAAAGCUUGAGAAGGCAGAUAACGAUUCAACUAAGAAAGCCUGCAAGAACAUAUUGGAUCGUAUGGAACUUAUGUUGAAAGAUUCGGAGGCACUGCUGGCUAACCCCGAUAAAGUGAAACCUUUGGCUUACUCAUAA
Messenger RNA from Phytomonas sp. Hart1, 1086 nucleotides. Lineage: Eukaryota; Euglenozoa; Kinetoplastea; Trypanosomatida; Trypanosomatidae. The record is from the annotation of a GenBank genome assembly.